Diabrotica balteata is the source of this 1157-nucleotide messenger RNA. NCBI's taxonomy places the organism in Eukaryota, Metazoa, Arthropoda, Insecta, Coleoptera, Chrysomelidae. The record is from the annotation of a GenBank genome assembly.
GUGAUCUCACAGUCACCGACCUCGUCCGAGAUAUCAAAAUGUUUUUCGAAUUGUACUGGCAAUAUUUUGUGAUGGGUUUGAUCCUUUAUUUAGUAGUGAGGGGUGGGUAUGUAUUUUUCAAUAAACAGCAGAAAAAGGACAAAAUGGGGAUGGAGAAGAAAGAUGAUGAUUGUAGAUCUUCGUUUGAACUUAAUUCCCUGUCUUCGUCGUCGUCCACAUCAUCCAUCGACGAAGAAGAUGACGACCAUUUGUUACCAGCCCUUCCCAAAAAUUUAAACCACGUGCCUUUAGAAUUCGUUAAACUGCCUGUUGACGACUCUUUAACCAGAUCUGAAGAGUUCUUUAAGCUAAUGAAUAAAAGGAGAACUGUGAGACAUUUUAGCAACGAAACAGUUCCAGUAGAUAUCAUUCAUAAUAUCAUUAAGACCGCAGGAACAGCUCCUAGCGGUGCCCAUACUGAACCCUGGACUUACGUCGUAGUGAGCUCUCCUGAAAUAAAACAAAAAAUUAGAGAGAUAGUCGAAGCCGAAGAGGAAUUGAACUAUAAGAAGCGAAUGGGAAAGGUGUGGACUACUGAUUUAAAACCUUUCAAGACGAACUGGUUGAAAGAGUAUCUUACAGAAGCCCCUCAUCUCAUUCUAGUUUUCAAGCAACUAUACAGUUGGAGACCAGAUGGAAAGAAGAAGAUGCAUUAUUACAAUGAACAGAGCGUUUCGUUAGCUACGGGAAUUUUAUUAGCGGCCAUACAUUAUGCUGGUUUAGUAUCUCUAACUUCGACACCUCUCAACUGUGGCCCAGCACUAAGAACUCUUCUGGACAGACCCAGUUCUGAGAAACUAACGCUUCUCAUACCAGUAGGUUAUCCAAAAGAAGAUUGUCUCGUACCGGAUUUAAAACGCAAAAGUUUGGAAGAUAUUUUAGUGAAGUUUUAAAUAUAUAUCACGAUUGUGAAUGAUUUGUUGAGUGUGUAAAAUUUUUAUAUACCCGAUGAGCUACCCAUGGAUUCUGACGGUAUACAUUGGUGAUACUUAUGCACAAUAGUUUAAGAUGGUUUUCAAGGAAGUACAAGUUUUAAAUAAAAUAUAUAUUGUGUAAGUUUUUUAUUAUUUCUUUGAUGUAUUUGAUGAUUGAAACAAUAUAAAAGAACUCUAAACUAA